This is a messenger RNA of Aphanomyces astaci, 1309 nucleotides long. RefSeq lists its product as hypothetical. Gene Ontology annotation, molecular function: cellulose binding. Gene Ontology annotation, cellular component: extracellular region. Gene Ontology annotation, biological process: carbohydrate metabolic process. Bases 110 to 1225 code for a protein of 371 amino acids. Lineage: Eukaryota; Oomycota; Saprolegniomycetes; Saprolegniales; Verrucalvaceae. The record is from RefSeq and is a predicted model, not a curated record. The transcript has a single exon.
GAACUUUCACCAGUGGCAGAGGUACUGUAUGUACUGUAUGUAGUACUACUACCAUGUAGUGCCGUUUGAUAUUGCCUCACUUUUCAACAUUGAUCCUCGUUGGCAUAUCAUGGUCUCUCCUCGUUCGAUUGCGAUGGCCAUGGCGCUGUCUGGCGCCGCCGUGUUCCCGUCCGUCGACGCCCACGGAUGGAUCUUAUCCCCCGCGCCGACAUUCCUCGAUCCGUACGGUGACCCGUCCAAGUUUUGCGGCGUGAUCAACGGCAACAAACUGUACCCGGCCGACGUGUUCAACCGGAGCCCCGAAGACAACACCAAGGCAUUUCUCGCCCGGUUCAAGGUCGACUAUACCAGUUUGAAGCAGUUCUUUGACAAGAACGACGACUGCGGCGAGUGCGGUAUCACAAAGUUUGGCACCGCGCAAAAGCUGCCGGCGGAUGGCGUCGUGAAGUGGCGAAACGGCGGCGAAGGCUUUGUGUCGUCGCACGAAGGGCCGUGUGAAGUCUGGUGCGACAACACGGUCGUGUUUCAGAACGACAACUGCGCGCGGAACGUGCCGUCUGGAAACAUGCAGAUCGACGUGGCCAAAUGUAGUGGCGCCAAGAAGAUGGUCGUCUUGUGGAUUGCAUUGCAUGCCGUUGACUGGCAAGUGUAUAAGAACUGCGUCGCGCUGCAAGACGGUGUCGCUCCUUCCACCAGCGCGCCCCCGCUGACGUCGACCCGGCCGCCGACGCCGUCUGUGACAGAGUACCCCGUCAUCACCCCCACGCCAUCUCCGUCUGCGACAGAGUACCCUACGCCCACGACCUCGAAUGCAUCCUCCACGACGCCGAGCCCCCUUCCGUUUCCCACAAGGAAACCGGCGAUCUCGACCACGACGUCCGUGCCGGCGACCACGCCUCCUUCUAGUACUACUACUACCGCGACCCCCACAGCCAAACCCACUUCAGCCCCUGCCACGAGCCCCAGCAAAAUCGCAGGCGGAUGGCAGCGGUGUGGCGGCAAGGGCUACACCGGCGCCACCGAGUGCGUACGAGGCUACCACUGCCAAGUUGUGAUCGAGUGGUACCAUCAGUGCAUCCCCAACGUAACCGGGGAAGGUGAGCUCAAAACGUACGAGCAGUGCGGGGGCAGCAGCUGGACAGGCAAAGGACAAUGCAAACAAGGCGACGAGUGCACAAAGCUGGACCAGUGGUUCAGUCAGUGCAUGCCCCAUAAAAACCCGUAACCAAUACUAUUAUAGUCGAUCUACGAAGUCUGAAAUAUAUAUAUAUAUAUAUAUAUAUAUAAAUUAGCAAGUACGCGCAAGAUA